UUAAAAGGGUCUCGCCGGGCAAGGGUCCCGCUCUGGACAGAGACUCCCCAGGCAGACCUCCCUCGCUCACUCGCUCGCCCACGUCCCACCACCAUGGAGGCCAUCAAGAAGAAGAUGCAGAUGCUCAAGCUGGACAAGGAGAACGCCAUCGACCGGGCCGAGCAGGCCGAGGCCGACAAGAAGGCCGCCGAGGACAAGUGCAAGCAGGUGGAGGAUGAGCUGGCGGCGAUGCAGAAGAAGCUGAAAGGGACCGAGGACGAGCUGGACAAAUACUCCGAGGCCCUGAAGGAUGCGCAGGAGAAGCUCGAGCAGGCCGAGAAGAAGGCCACCGACGCUGAAGCUGAAGUGGCCGCCCUGAACCGGCGCAUCCAGCUGGUGGAGGAGGAGCUGGACCGAGCCCAGGAGCGCUUGGCCACCGCCUUGCAGAAGCUGGAGGAGGCCGAGAAGGCUGCGGACGAGAGCGAGAGGGGCAUGAAGGUGAUCGAGAACCGCGCCAUGAAGGACGAGGAGAAGAUGGAGAUCCAGGAGAUGCAGCUCAAGGAGGCCAAGCACAUCGCUGAGGAGGCCGACCGCAAGUACGAGGAGGUGGCUCGUAAACUGGUCAUCCUGGAAGGAGAACUGGAAAGGGCCGAAGAGCGGGCGGAAGUCUCCGAAUUGAAAUGCAGCGACCUGGAAGAGGAGCUCAAGAAUGUCACCAACAACCUGAAGUCCCUCGAGGCUCAGUCGGAGAAGUACUCGGAGAAGGAGGACAAGUACGAGGAGGAGAUCAAGCUGCUGACGGACAAGCUCAAGGAGGCCGAAACGCGGGCAGAGUUUGCCGAGAGGACCGUGGCCAAGCUGGAGAAGACCAUCGAUGACCUGGAAGACGAACUCUAUGCGCAGAAGCUGAAGUACAAAGCCAUCAGCGAGGAGCUGGACCACGCUCUCAAUGACAUGACCUCUCUGUGAAGAGGGCCAGAGGGUUUGCCCCUUCCCAGCAAGAAGCUCCCGCUCCCUCCGCUGCCCUAAAAAGCACAUUUUGUUGAGUUACGGAAUAAUAAAAGUCAAAAUAUGCCCACCA
Molecule: messenger RNA, 1060 nt
Organism: Anolis carolinensis (green anole)
Lineage: Eukaryota; Metazoa; Chordata; Lepidosauria; Squamata; Anolidae
Gene: tpm4
Product: tropomyosin 4
Exons: 9
Coding region: 94-948 (284 amino acids)
Biological process (GO): muscle contraction; actin filament organization
Cellular component (GO): actin filament
Molecular function (GO): actin filament binding
Source: RefSeq, a predicted model, not a curated record